AUGACUGGUAGGCGCAGCUCUGCGCUUGCGCGGCGCAAAUCUGCGACUCCACACAGCGACGAGGAUGUCGAGAUGGCAAACAAUAGCCCAGAUGGCAUUGAGAGCGACGCGGAGGGGGAAAUGGUGAUUGAUGCGCGUGACGACUUGUACGCAACAAUUGAACGUCUGUCUACGCUCUUGUGCACCAUAUCUGAAGACGGCGAAGAACUUGCAGCAGGCUUUCAGCGCAUUCCGAACCGACGCACCGUUCCGGAUUAUUUUGAAAUUAUAUCUGAUCCAGUGGCUUUCAGUACUGUCAGGGGCAAGAUACAGAAGAAGCAAUACUCAAAUUUGCCGGAAUUUGUGAAAGAUGUGUCGCAAAUCUUUCACAACGCUCAAGUUUAUAAUCGCCCAUCCGCCCCUAUCUUCGGCGCCGCCAUUAAACUACAAGGAAUCUUCAGGCAAGAGCUAGACAAGCUCGUACAAUCCUCGAUAAUUUCCAAAGAAGAAGCCGCCCUGCCUGAUCUCGGGGAACUACCUCCUGUCGAAGAGUCUCCACCCCGCGAUUCUGAAGCUGAGAACUCAGAGGAAGAUGACGACGACGACGACGACGACGAUGACGAUGAAGAAGAGGAAGACGAUGACGACGACGACGAAUAUGGUGCCGGUGUUGGUAGGCGUGGUAGACGUCGGCAGCAACGAAUGCCCAUUAAAGAUCGCGAUGUUGACAUGGACGACGAUUCUCACAGAGCAAGAGGACGCCCUCCAAUGGUCCUUACACCUGUUGAGGCUCGCAUCUCGUCAGUUCUUAAAAGCAUUCGACGGUUAAAGGCAAACAACGGCGCACUGCUGAUUACUCCAUUUGAAAAAUUGCCUGACAGAUCAACGUUGCCAGACUAUUAUCAAACGAUUACGACUCCCAUUGCUCUCGACAACAUCAAAACGAAAGCCAAACGCAAGAAAUACAACAGCGUUGACAAUUUCCUCGAUGAUAUGAAUCUGAUGUUUGAGAAUGCAAAGGCAUACAACGAAGAUCAAAGCGAACUGCAUAAAGCAGCUAUCGAACUACAAAAUGAAACUCAAUCCUUGGCCGAGCAAGAGAAAGCAAAGUCAGAUGACGAGUUUCGUGACGAGGAUGGGAAACUAUCUGUAGAUCAUGUUGAGCACGGUGGAAAUAUCUGGAGAGUUGGCGAUUGGGUCCAUAUUCGCAACCCGAAUGAUCUUGCCAAGCCAACUGUCGGGCAGAUCUUUCGCAUGUGGCAAGAUCGCGAAGGAGAAAAAUUGAUCAAUGCAUGCUGGUACUAUCGGCCGGAACAAACUGUUCAUCGCUUUGAGAAGCAUUUCUUCGAGCACGAGGUUGUCAAAACAGGACAGUACCGUGACCACCUGAUUGGCGAAGUUGUGGAUCGCUGUUUCGUCAUGUUUGUGACCCGAUUCAACAAAGGCCGACCACGUGGCCUUGCUGCUGACAAGCACGUCUACGUGUGUGAGUCCCGAUACAAUGAGGAGAACUUUCGGUUCAACAAGAUCAAAACUUGGGCAAGCUGUGUUCCAGAUGAAGUGAGAGACCGGGAUUACGAAAUGGAUCUUUUCGAUACUCCUCACCCAAUGCGAAAGGUGCCCAGUCCCAUCAAGCAUCUAUUACGUGAGGAUGCGAAGGCGCUGUCCAUCGACGGCCGCCAGAAUCGCAUGUGA
Molecule: messenger RNA, 1674 nt
Organism: Cordyceps fumosorosea ARSEF 2679
Lineage: Eukaryota; Fungi; Ascomycota; Sordariomycetes; Hypocreales; Cordycipitaceae
Product: Bromodomain protein
Exons: 5
Coding region: 1-1674 (557 amino acids)
Biological process (GO): chromatin remodeling
Cellular component (GO): RSC-type complex
Molecular function (GO): chromatin binding; protein binding
Source: RefSeq, a predicted model, not a curated record